Messenger RNA from Elgaria multicarinata webbii, 6489 nucleotides. It is a transcript of the gene JARID2, whose product is annotated as jumonji and AT-rich interaction domain containing 2. The coding region runs from base 1159 to 4938 and encodes 1259 amino acids. NCBI's taxonomy places the organism in Eukaryota, Metazoa, Chordata, Lepidosauria, Squamata, Anguidae. Gene Ontology annotation, molecular function: DNA binding. Gene Ontology annotation, cellular component: chromatin; nucleus. The transcript is spliced from 18 exons. Gene Ontology annotation, biological process: regulation of gene expression; chromatin remodeling. The record is from RefSeq and is a predicted model, not a curated record.
UAGCUAGAGACCAAGGGCGAUUCUCAGGCACCGCACGGAGCUGCUGCUGCGUUUUCUUCCUGCCCGCGAGGCUGAGUCCCGGGAGAGCGAGCCCGCUAGUCCUAGUGCUCCUCGAGCGGGAGAUGUAGCAGGACGAGGCGGCGUUGGCUCGCCAGGCGAGGGGGGAGGGCAAGGGAGGACAAUUAAAGAGCUUUGCAGACACAGAAAGGAGAAGGGCUGGCGACAGAGCGUGUCGGGAGCGCAGGGGUUGUCCUCAAAUUCUUCGCCAGGAUUGCUUGCCGGGCAGCAUCAGCUGCACUUGGUGCCUCCGGCUGGAGAAGCCACCAGGCGUGCUUGGACGAGGACCGAAGGACGAGAGGAACGCGACUGUGAAUGUGCCCUGGGCUUCUUUGGCUGCCGCUGCGGGGAUGCGGAGAGAGUGAUAUUUUUGCGGCUCGUACCACGUUAAGAAUUGAGGCUAAACCCUAACCCUUUUCUCCCCUCCUUCCCUUCCUUCCCUUUCUCCACCCCCCCCCCCGGUCUGUCUCCUGCCUGCCUGGCCGCCUGUCUAUAUACAUACAUAAUAUAAUAUUUUUUUAAAGAAUCGGGCCAUUUAAAGUUGCUGCUGUAAAGCUGCUCCCAUUGGUUGUGUAUGUGUGUGUGUGGGAACUGAAGAAGCAGAGACUCAUACAGUGUGUGCAGCCUUCAUUGCUGCUGGAGUUGUCGGUGCUGCAGCAGUAGAAACGUGACUUCCAACAUUAAAAAAAAUAUCUCCCCCUUUUAAUCCUUCCCCUCCCCCUUUUCCAAGAUGUAAACUACACCUCGGACACUACGGGCCUACGGAUCUCUGGUUCUUGGGAAAGCGAAAAAGGGGACAUCAAGGGUGUCUUUUUGUGUGUGUGUUUAGGGUGUAAAAUUUCCAUUAUGAAUGUUUCUCUAAAGUGAUUUUUUGGAGAGGUGGUUUGCUUUGCAUUUGUCUUUUCUUUUCUUUUUUAAACCCCGCCACCCAGCAUAUUUUGGAUUUAUUGCAAGGAGAAUUGCAUUGUGUCGAAGGAAAUCGGAUUACAAGAAACCACUACAAACAAGAAACAAAAAAAGGAUCCCCCCUCCCCAAAUUGGUUGCGGCUUUUAAUUCAUGAAGCGAUUGUCCCCAUUUGCAAUCACAAUCUGGAUAUCAGAAUGAGUAAAGAAAGACCGAAGAGGAAUAUAAUUCAGAAGAAAUACGAUGAUAGUGAUGGAAUUCCGUGGUCGGAGGAGAGGGUGGUACGAAAAGUCCUUUACUUAUCCCUAAAGGAGUUCAAGAAUGCGCAGAAAAGGCAACAUGGCGAUGGCAUUAAUGGGAGCCUCAAAGGUGUGAAUGGACUCCUUAGUAAUGGCCAAUCUAAAGGAUUACGACCGGGGUCUGAACAGCUAGAGAAUGAGAAGGAUGAUGCAUCGCAAGUGUCCUCUACUAGCAAUGAUAUUAGUUCUUCAGAUUUUGAAGAAGGGCCAUCAAGAAAAAGGCCAAGGCUGCAAGCACAAAGGAAGUUUGCUCAGUCUCAGCCAAACAGCCCCAGCACAACUCCAAUAAAGAUAGUGGAGCCAUUAUUGCCCCCUCCAGCUACACAGAUUUCUGACCUCUCCAAAAGGAAGCCCAAGACAGAAGAUUUCCUUACAUUUCUCUGCCUACGAGGUUCUCCUGCCCUGCCCAGCAACAUGGUAUAUUUUGGAAGCUCUCAGGAUGAGGAAGAUGAAGAAGAAGAAGAUGAAGAAACAGAGGACACAAAGGUGGCCACAAACAAUGCUUCAUCUUCAUGCCAGUCGACCCCCAGGAAAGGGAAAACACACAAGCAAGUUCAUAAUGGGCAUGUCUUCAAUGGAUCCAGCAAAACAGCGAAAGAGAAGGAACCUGUUCAUAAACAUAAAGUCAAGGAAACAACACCAGCAAAGGAGAGACACAGCGAACACAGAUCCGAGAGUCGAAAAGACCAGGCUGCUGCUAAUCAUCAUUCUUCAACAAACACAGGCUUCUCCACAAAAGGGCUCACUGCUAACAACCACCACACCCUUCAUCGAUCGGCUCAGGACUUAAGGAAACAGGUUUCAAAGGUCAAUGGUAUCACUCGGAUGUCAUCUGUGAGUGCAAACACAGCCAGUGCCAAAAAGAUGAGAGAAGUCAGACCUUCACCGUCCAAAACUGUGAAGUACACUGCAACAGUGACAAAGGGAACUGUCACAUACACCAAAGCCAAGAAAGAACUGGUCAAGGAAACCAAACUAAAUCACCACAAGCCCAGUUCGCCUGUCAACCAUACAAUCUCAGGGAAAAUGGAAAGUAGCAAUGCAAAAACCCGCAAACAGGUGCUAUCCCUUGGAACGGCCAAACCCAACAGUCCCGCUGUUAACGGUGUCAAGGUCAAUGGCAAGUUGAACCAAAAGACAUGCACUAAGGAGGUAGGGAGGCAGUUGAGGGAGGGGCUGCGCAAUUCGAAAAGGAGGCUGGAAGAGGCAAACCACAUAGACAAAACGCAGUCGCCAACCAAGAAGAUAAAGGGGGCGGCUCCUGUGAUCGAAGCCCCAAGCAAAAAGGCCCCUGUGAUCGAAGCCUCAAGCAAAAAGGUCCCUGUGAUCGAAGCCCCAAGCAAAAAGGCCCCUGUGGAGAAGCCUUUGCUCAAUGGCCAUGUGAAAAAGCCUGGAAGCCAGGAAGUGCCACAGAAAAGCCUGGAAAGAAAUCGGCCGAAGAGAGCAGCUGCUGCCGCUGGGAAAAACAUGCCAGGGAAACAAGCACAGAGCAAAACUGAAAAUGCCUCCUGUGAAAAUCAUUCUACCUCUCAAACGGAGUCCUUGCACAAGCCCCAAGACUCAACGGGGAAGCACGAGAAGGGGAGUGUCAAGUCUGGGUGGGCCACGAUGGAAGAGAUUCCUAUCCUCCGGCCUUCCCCAAAGGAGUUCCAUGACCCGUUGAUAUACAUCGAGUCAAUCCGUGCUCAGGUGGAGAAGUAUGGGAUGUGCAGGGUGAUCCCUCCCCCUGACUGGAGGCCUGAGUGCAAGCUGAACGAAGAAAUGCGCUUUGUGACCCAGAUUCAGCACAUUCACAAGCUGAGCAGGCGCUGGGGGCCCAACGUGCAGCGGCUGGCCUGCAUCAAGAAGCACCUCAAAUCUCAGGGCAUUACUAUGGACGAGCUUCCACUCAUAGGAGGCUGUGAGCUAGAUUUGGCCUGCUUUUUCCAACUGAUCAAUGAAAUGGGGGGCAUGCAGCAAGUGACUGACCUCAAGAAAUGGAACAAGCUGGCAGACAUGCUGCGCAUCCCCAAAACUGCACAGGACAGGUUAGCAAAGCUGCAGGAAGCCUACUGCCAGUACUUGCUCUCCUAUGACUCCCUCUCUGCUGAGGAGCACAAGAGACUGGAGAAGGAAGUCCUCUUUGAAAAGGAGAUCCUGGAAAAGCGGAAAGGCCCUCUGGAGGUACAUUCCGACAACAACUAUGAAUUCCAGUCUCUGCCCCGGUAUGAGCCCAAAAACGGACUCAUCAAUGGUGUGGUUCAUAAAAACGGCUUCCGGAGCAAAGCGAAGGAAGUCGAAAUCCCACAGAAAACAGGCAGGCGGCGACUCUUCUCUCAGGAAAAAGAGACCGUGAAGGAAGAGGAGGAAGAGAAAGGUGGCGUUCUUAGUGACCUCCACAAGUGUACAUAUAAGGGAAGGUCUGUUUCUUUAACAACCUUUUAUCGAACAGCAAGAAACAUCAUGAACAUGUGUUUCAGCAAAGAGCCUACAGCAGCUGAAAUAGAGCAAGAGUACUGGAGGUUAGUGGAACAGAAGGAUUGCCAUGUAGCAGUGCACUGUGGGAAAGUGGAUACCAACACCCACGGGAGUGGCUUUCCAGUGGGAAAAUCAGAACCGUUUUCAAGGCAUGGGUGGAACCUAACAGUCCUUCCUAAUAACAUGGGAUCCAUCCUGCGACAUCUUGGUGCUGUGCCUGGAGUGACAAUUCCUUGGCUAAAUAUUGGCAUGGUCUUUUCUACCUCAUGCUGGUCUCGAGACCAAAAUCACCUUCCAUAUAUUGACUACUUACACACUGGUGCUGAUUGCAUUUGGUAUUGCAUUCCUGCUGCAGAGGAGAAAAAACUUGACAAAGUGGUACAUACCCUGCUGCAAGCCAAUGGCACUCCAGGGCUGGAAAUGCUUGAAAGUAACGUCAUGAUCUCCCCAGAGCUGUUGUGCAAAGAGGGGAUCAAGGUGCACCGUACUGUACAACAGAGUGGGCAGUUCGUUGUCUGCUUUCCAGGAUCUUUUGUGUCUAAAGUGUGCUGCGGCUACAACGUCUCUGAAACUGUGCACUUUGCUACCACCCAGUGGACAAGCAUGGGUUUCAAAACUGCCAAGGAAAUGAAGCAGCGACAUAUACCCAAGCCGUUUUCAAUGGAAAAGCUGCUUUAUCAGAUUGCGACAGCAGAAGCGAAGAAAGAAAAUGGGUCUGCUCUGAGUACAAUAUCGGCACUUCUGGGAGAGCUCAGGGACACCGAGUUGAGACAGCGGCGGCAGCUAUACGAAGCAGGCCUCCAUUCUUCAGCCCGCUAUGGGAGCCACGACAGCAGCAGUUCGGGAGCGGAUGGGAAGAAAAAGCCUCGGAAGUGGCAGUUAGAGACGUCUGAGAGGAGGUGUCAGAUUUGCCAGCACCUGUGUUACCUAUCCAUGGUUGUACAGGAAAAUGAAAAUGUUGUCUUCUGCCUCGAAUGUGCCCUGCGGCAUGUGGAAAAACAGAAGUCUUGUCGUGGACUGAAACUAAUGUAUCGUUAUGAUGAGGAGCAAAUAAUCAGUUUAGUCAAUCAAAUUUGUGGAAAAGUAUCUGGCAAAAAUGGUACCAUUGAGAACUGUAUCAGCAAGCCUACACCAAAAAGAGGACCUCGGAAAAGAGCAACAGUCGACGUGCCGUCAUCAAGACUUUCAUCCUCCAGUUCAUCCAAAAGUGCUUCAAGUUAAUCAUGAAGAUGCCAACACACACUCUCAUUUUUGUCAAUUUUAUAUAUAUUUUUUGUAAUUAUUAUAUCAUAGUUUGGAGUACUUGCUGUAGAAUACAAGCUGUCUUUGCACUAGCUCUAAAGAAGAUUUUCUUCUGGUUUUAGAGAACUAAUUUUGUUUUAGCAUUAAACUGUUGAUUUUUUUUUAAUUUUUAAAUCUUAGGAUAGUUAGAUACAGCAGGUGUCUUUUUUUAACUGCUGUAUAUUCACUGUUUUAAAAGCAGCAAGGGGCAAAUAAAAUUCAUUUGUAUUUGUCCCUCUGCCUGAAAAUAAAAAAGCCUUUUUUGGUAACUGUGAGAAGGCUUUUAAACCCUUUUUUUAAUAGGUUAAAGUUUGGUGUGUUUUAUAAUUUGUUCUCCAGUCAUGUCAGCAAUUUUUUUUUCUAUAGAGAGAAAAGGGAUAGGAGACAAAACUUGAAAGAAAUUGCUAUACUUUUGGCUUGUAUUCUGUAACAGGCAGGAUGAGUUUUGUACCUUUUUAAAUUGGAGAAUACACACUUUUCUUUGAGAGGUUAUGGCAGCUGAAGAUGGACUUAGUUUUCUAACCGUAGGCAAAAUGGGAGAUUUGGAGAAAAUGUUCUCUGUUACCAGCACUUCACUAUGCAUCUGUUCGAGGAGGAGAAGAAAGAGAAGAAAAAGACUGCCUGCCUUGAGGAGUCAUGCGAGCGAAAACUGUGCCUGAUUUCAUUAGGAAAUCCAUUCUGUUAUUUUUUGGUGCUGUUGGCUACUUUAUCAAAAACCCUUCAAUAGCAUCCUUUUAAAAAAAAAAUGAUCGAAGCCGUAAGUGCUUCUUGUCAUAGACGUGCAAUCUUUAACAUUCCAUUUCCAUUCCACUGCUGUUGUUCAUACCUUUUCACAGUCAGCAUUAAUUUUGUUUGUUAUAUGAUCACAUUUAGAGCCACUAGCAGGUUUGCAUCUUUCUUUUGAAUGUGAAAAUGCAUUUGCUCUCAUCUUGUCUAUUUUUUUCUUCUUCAUGUUGUAACAAAAAUCAUACCUUUUGUACAUAAGCCUGUAAAUUGUUUUAAAUACUUGAGCCUUUUCUUGGGAGGGUGGGGAAGGGUGGCAAAGAGACAAGAUGAAGAAAAGCCUUACGUUUCACUUUCUUCAUCGGUUGGAUUGGAUGCUUACAGGGUUUUUCUUGUAACAUUUAUAAGUGCUGCUUACAUCACUGAACAACAACAAAAUAAUAAUGGAGUAGUUGUUGCCCUUUUCCAGUUGUGUGUACAGUAUGUGUGGAAUAAAAAAGGGAAAAUGUUUUCACAAACUCUGGUUUCAUAAUUGAAUUCAACAAGACCGUAGAGCUACCCAUAUUGCACUGAGCUUGCCAGUGGUGAGUGACUGUCAGGAAAGUCUUAUAAAAUACAUAUUGUUGGUUGUUGCAGAAGACUGAAUUGUUUUGGAAUAUUUAACAAUAACAUACAGAGUCAAGUGUUUUCCAAUGUGGUUGUCUGGUUUUUAUGGCCUUGCUGUGUACUUUUUCCUUCUUGACAGUAAACUUCUGACUAUGGCUUACA